AUGAAGCUUGCAUGCCUGAUGACGCUGGUGGCAGGCCUCGCUGCCGCCAAACCAAUCGUCUUCUUCAUCCGCCACGGCGAAAAGCCCAGCGGCGACGAGAACGGACUGAGUGCGCAGGGGAAACAGCGCGCGCAGUGCCUCCGAAACGUCUUUGCGGCCGGCACCAGCUACAACAUUGGGAAAAUCAUGGCCCAGGCCUACAAGCCAAGUGGCAAGCGAAAGCGCCCGUACGAUACUGUCAAGCCGCUGGCCGACGAUCUCGGGCUGACGGUGGAUGUUUCGUGCGAUCGGGACGAUGCCAAGUGCGUCAGGAAGGCGGUUAGGAAGUACGACGGGCCUGGGAAUAUACUUAUUUGCUGGGAGCACAAGAUGCUCACGGAACUGGCGGAGAAGCUUGGGGAUGAGAAUGCGCCCAGUUACCCGAGCGAUCGGUUUGACGAGAUCUGGAUCGAUCCUCACCCGUACAGCAGGAUUUCCGACAUUGUUUCUGAGGAUUGCCCCGGCUUGGACGAUUGA
Ustilaginoidea virens is the source of this 516-nucleotide messenger RNA. RefSeq lists its product as uncharacterized. The coding region runs from base 1 to 516 and encodes 171 amino acids. The transcript is spliced from 3 exons. NCBI's taxonomy places the organism in Eukaryota, Fungi, Ascomycota, Sordariomycetes, Hypocreales, Clavicipitaceae. The record is from RefSeq and is a predicted model, not a curated record.